GGCUAGACACCCUCCUCGCCGGGCGAGACAAAUUUUGGAGGAGGGCAGGGGUCGGUUGAGAGGAUAGUCGGUGUCCCACGCCCGAAGCCUUCAGCACGACGUUUGUGACAGCAAGAGACAAGGUGACAUGUGAGAUUUGACUGUGCCCUGCACUGAAGAGCUUACUGGUAGAAUUCAUCCCUAAAGAGACCUGAACUGGGUUUCAGGAUGGUGAAAGAAGAGCCCCCGAGUACUUCAAAGGACUUGCAGGAGCUGCAGAGGAGGGUGUCUUUGCUGAUAGCGUCUGUCCAGAGUAACUCAAAGGUGGUUGCCUUUAUGAAGUCUCCAGUGGGCGAGUACCUGGACAGGCAUCCUUUUCUGACCCUCACCUUGCUGGUGUUUGCUGCUGUGUCGGCCGUUCCUGUUGGCUGCUUCCUGCUCCUCGUGGUGCUUGCCUCCCUGGCUGCAUUUGUGGGAGUCAUAUUACUAGAAGGACUGGUCAUCUCUGUGGGCAGCCUCUCACUGCUUUGUGUCCUCUGUGGCUUGGGCUUCGUGUCACUCAUCAUGUCAGGGACAAUCAUAGUGUCCUACAUGGUAGUCUCCAGCCUCGUCAACUACUGGUUUUCUCCCAGACUUUGGACACAACACAACUCCAGUGGCGACUGUUAGCUGGCCGUGAAGUCUACACACUUAAAGGGGCUCUACCAGGAAUGACCAGCUGAAUGGAACCAAAGCUUUUUUUCAAGCACCUCUGGGAAGCUGUUGGAUCAUCCUUGCCCCUUGGGAUUAUGACUCAGAAGGGACUGGGUAGUCAAUCUCUUCCUGGAGGUGUCCUCUAGCUUUUCCACUUAUUUGUAGGGUCCUGCAGUGGACAGUUUUGGGGAUCUUGUUGCUCUUGGUCAGUUCCAUCAGCUGACCAGCCCUCACAUGGAGAAUCAGCAGAGAAUCUCGAUGGCGUGGCAGCUCCUCGCGCCUCUCACCUCCUCCUCCCCAGAGAUGCACACCUGACCUUGGCAGGGUUCUGAGCCUCUACAGGCCAGUGACUUGACCCCAAAGGCUCAGAUCUUAUAUCCGAGGCCCCAAUUUGGGACAGCCACAGGUUGUUUUUCCUUUUUCUUUCUUCCUUUUUUUUAAAAAUGAGAGCUGCUUAUUUCUUCACUCAUUUGAAAAAAGAGGUGGGGGGAAGAAUCCAAAACAGAACAAGCUCUUCUGCCUUAUUAGCCUUUUAUCAGAAAGACAAACAACUUUUGGGAAUAAUAGCCUCUCAGACAAAGUUAGAUAAUAGAGUCCAAACUUAACCUUAUGGCCAAGAGCAUUUUUUUCUAAGUCUAAAGGUAUGGUUUCCACUGUUGAGUAUUGUUAAGUGAUGUUACUCUUUAAAAUAUUUGCACUUGAUACUUUUUUAUUGUUUUAAGGACUUGUCUUGUUAAGCAAUUUCUUCAAAAACUCCCAUGAAAAUGAUAA
This is a messenger RNA of Mesoplodon densirostris (Blainville's beaked whale), 1443 nucleotides long. It is a transcript of the gene LDAF1, whose product is annotated as lipid droplet assembly factor 1. The coding region runs from base 208 to 648 and encodes 146 amino acids. NCBI's taxonomy places the organism in Eukaryota, Metazoa, Chordata, Mammalia, Artiodactyla, Ziphiidae. The record is from RefSeq and is a predicted model, not a curated record. The transcript has 5 exons.